Messenger RNA from Austrofundulus limnaeus, 2622 nucleotides. It is a transcript of the gene tsg101a, whose product is annotated as tumor susceptibility 101a. The record is from RefSeq and is a predicted model, not a curated record. Gene Ontology annotation, molecular function: ubiquitin binding. Gene Ontology annotation, cellular component: ESCRT I complex. Gene Ontology annotation, biological process: protein modification process; protein transport; endosome to lysosome transport. Lineage: Eukaryota; Metazoa; Chordata; Actinopteri; Cyprinodontiformes; Rivulidae.
AAAUGGUAAUAGCACUCCCGGAAGUGUCUUUUGUUGAUCAUCGGACGGAUACUUAUCGCUUUGUAGAACUGUACAUUUUCUAUUCUUUCCUUUUUCUAUUUUAGUAAUUCUUUAAUCUACUUUUGACGUGUGACACAGAUAUAUUACCUGUAGUGAGCUGGAAGAUUUCUAAAUAAUCUGAAUCUCAGUCGGCUCGAGGCUGGGCUAACCGAUAGCCUAGCAUUCACAAGUCUAGAGCCGUCAGUUUGUUAGUUUUCAAUCCAGCUGGUGUAAAAGUAUUUUUUUUUCUGUCUCUUCAAAAUUUAACGAGAACAGAUAAAGACACUUUUGAAAAACAUGGCGGUUGUCAACGAAGGCGCCCUUAAGAAAAUGCUAAAGCAAUACAAAUAUCGAGAUCUGACCGUCCGAGAAAUAACCAAUGUCAUCUCCCAGUACAAGGAUCUGAAGCCGGUUAUGGAUGCUUAUGUCUUUAACGAUGGGUCUUCAAGAGACUUGAUGAGUUUGACAGGGACUGUCCCUGUGAGCUACAGAGGUAAUGUCUACAACAUCCCAGUGUGCUUGUGGCUGCUGGACACGUAUCCCUACAACCCUCCUAUAUGCUUUGUUAAACCAACGAGUACCAUGAUGAUUAAAACUGGCAAGCACAUCGAUGCCAAUGGCAAAAUUUACUUGCCUUACCUACAUGAGUGGAAACAUCCUCAGUCAGACCUUUAUGGCCUGAUUCAAGUGAUGAUUGUUGUGUUUGGCGAGGAGCCCCCAGUGUUUUCCCGCCCUACCACCCAAGGCCCGUUUCCCACCUAUCAAGCAGCUGGACCCCCCAAUUAGGUUACCCAGCUUACCAGUACCCAGGUGGGAACUCUUACCCCACCACAGCUGGACCUGGACACUACCCCACCCAGCCUCCUGUCUCCACUGUGGGUCCAAGCAGAGAUGGCACCAUUGGCGAGGACACCAUCCGUGCAUCCCUGAUUUCCGCUGUGAGCGACAAACUCCGCUGGAGAAUGAAGGAAGAGAUGGACAGAGCUCAGGCAGAGCUGGACGCUCUGAAACGAACCGAGGAGGACCUGAAGAAAGGACACCAGAAGCUGGAGGAGAUGAUCUCAAGACUUGACCAAGAAGUGGCUGAAGUUGACCGGAACAUCGACCUGCUGAAGAAAAAGGAUGAGGAACUAAGCGAGGCUUUGGAGAAAAUGGAGAACCAGUCCGAGAACAACGAUAUUGACGACGUCAUUGUGCCCACAGCUCCUCUGUACAAGCAGAUCCUCAACCUGUACGCUGAGGAGAACGCAAUCGAGGACACGAUCUUCUACCUGGGAGAAGCUCUCCGCAGAGGUGUCAUCGAUCUAGAAGUUUUCCUCAAGCAUGUUCGCCUUCUGUCCAGGAAACAGUUCCAGCUCCGCGCUCUCAUGCAGAAAGCCCGCAAGACUGCCGGCCUCAGCGACCUUUACUGACCCACGCUGACGAUUCUGAAACAGGCAUAUCUUCAAACUCUUACUCUUCUUCCAGCUGUUUAUUCCCUUUUUACUGUCUUCAUGUAUAUCAACCAGCUGGCUUUUUUAAAGAACGGAAACAAAGACAAAAAGCAUUUCUGAAGAAUUGUGAAAUGUUAAGGUGUUGCACUAUUCAUCACAAACACAACCCAGAUGUGGAAUUAUCACUUUUAUACCCUGAUAUUCUAUAGGAACUCCACCACCUUUGUGAAUCAGGACAUGUGGUUGACAUAAAAAAAACAGUGUGACACACAUGCCAAAUUAGUGAAAUUUAAGUGUGUGUGUGCAGUGUAUGCAACUUCUGAGUGUUGAUGCUGUGACUGGUCAUUGUUUACACUGGGUUUGUGUGUUGACCUGUAAACAGCAUCCUGCCCUGAUCAGUUUGCCCUUACUUGACAAAGUUAUUUGUCCAGUAAGCACAAAAUGARUAGACGAAGAACGGGCUGCUUGGUUUUGAAGUAAAUGCCCACAUGAACUGACAGGAGUCCAGCCUCAGGAUUUGUGAAUUACUGUUCAGUAGUUUUGGAGUUAAAGGGAUUGUUUCUUUGUAGUAGAGGUGAUGACAAAAAUCGGACCCUACCUCUUUAAUUUGGGCGAAACUGCCCCCCAGACUAAAAAUUUUGCCCCUUUGAGUUCCAUUUUGAUGAUCUGAGUCAGUUCCUUGUUUCUGUGUCAGCUGCUCAGGCUAACCCUUUAGUCUGACUGUUUUAACCAGUCAGUAAAUAGUUGUUUCACUCUGUAAAGUCUUGUCAUAUUUAAUUCUAAGGUAUAACAAAAGGAUUUCAACUCUUUUAUUUUUUUGUUUGUUCGUUUGAUUUACUUGUGCUAUCCACUCCUGCUCAGUCCUGCUGAGAAAGUUGGGUUUUGGUUGAACUUAGAGGGAUAAAAUUUGUGAAUAAAGCUGCAGGCUUAGAGGGUACAAAAAUAAAAACUAUAAAACCAAUCGAUAUGUUAACUUAUGUAAAGUUUUGUCUCUUAAAUUAGCCUUUUUACUAAAUGCACUUUGAAAACUGUAUGAUAGAAUAUUAGUUUUUUUUUCUUUGUUCAACUCAGCCAUAGACCACCUGUUCUUUUAUAUCUGUAGAUUUAUGUAAAGCAGUAAAAAUUAAAAAACAUCUGGUUUUUGGUUUUA